CUUUAUUUUCCACUGUUCUCCUAUUCGUUGCUCUGCUGCAACUCUAGUUUUUAGGCACUUUUUAUGAGAAAAUUCUGCCCAAGUUUUGUUGGAUUUUAGUUUACAAUCAUGUGGGAGUCUGAGAGUGAAUCUGUUGUUGGUCGAGAUUAUGGUAAUGGAGUUCUUAGCUCAAGCAAGCAUGGCGUCAAGUUCGAUGGGUUUGAGCUCAGGGGCCAGUCAUGGUAUGUUGCAACUGAUAUUCCAAGUGAUCUUUUAGUUCAGAUUGGAGUUGUAUAUUUCCACUUGCAUAAGUAUCCUCUGUUUUCUCGGUGUGGAAAAAUGAACAGAUUAAUAUAUGAAUCACGUGACCCAGACCUGAGUAAAAUAGCAUUAGAUGAUCUUCCAAGAGGAGCUGAAGGAUUUGAGCUUGUAGCAAAGUUCUGCUAUGGAAUUGCUGUUGAUCUGACAGCAGCCAAUAUCUCUGGCCUUAGAUGUGCAGCAGAGUAUCUAGAAAUGACAGAGGACUUAGAAGAAGGUAAUCUCAUAUUCAAAACUGAAGCUUUUCUUAGUUAUGUGGUGUUAUCAUCAUGGAGGGAUUCUAUAUUAGUAUUGAAAAGCUGUGAGAAGCUCUCACCAUGGGCGGAGAAUCUCCAGAUUGUAAGAAGAUGCAGUGAAUCCAUUGCUUGGAAAGCUUGUGCAAAUCCGAGAGGGAUCAGAUGGGCAUACACUGGAAAACCACCUAUGAUUGAUUCAAGGCCAAGUAGAAAUCAGUUGGUUCCUCCUGAUUGGUGGUUUGAGGAUGUUUCAAUCCUUAGAAUUGAUCACUUUGUUAGAGUUAUUACAGCAAUUAAGCUGGUGAAGCUCAGUACCUCAUUGAUUAAGUAUAUUAGGUUAGAAGUUGUUGAUUAA
This is a messenger RNA of Manihot esculenta (cassava), 888 nucleotides long. RefSeq names its product root phototropism protein 3. The transcript is spliced from 3 exons. The coding region runs from base 109 to 888 and encodes 259 amino acids. NCBI's taxonomy places the organism in Eukaryota, Viridiplantae, Streptophyta, Magnoliopsida, Malpighiales, Euphorbiaceae. The record is from RefSeq and is a predicted model, not a curated record.